UGAAGCUCCGUCUCCGUCACUCGAUCACGGAGAGAACAAUAGGUCGCAGAGUUAACCUCGUUCUACCGCAACAAUGAAGGGUACAUACCCCCCAGACAACCGAUAGAGUAAAAAAAAAGAAGAAUUCCCUAGCUGACUUUCUUUCCUUGACAGCACUCAUUCUCGUCGGUGGUUUCGGUACCCGCUUGCGGCCUCUUGUGAGCAACCCCUCGAUGCCACCAACGCUCAAUAAACCUGAGCCACUCAAUGGACCGAGAGCUAACCAGUUCGACUUGUCGCUAGACCCUUACCCUCCCCAAGCCGCUUGUCGAGUUUGGCAACCGUCCUAUGAUCCUGCACCAAGUUGAGAGCUUAGCUGCUGCUGGUGUGACCGAUAUCGUACUAGCUGUCAACUACCGCCCAGAUGUUAUGGUUUCUGCGCUCAAGAAGUACGAAGAGCAAUACAACGUCAAGAUCGAGUUCUCCGUUGAGACAGAACCCCUCGGCACCGCUGGUCCCCUGAAACUAGCGGAAAGUAUUCUUGGAAAAGACGACUCUCCCUUUUUCGUCCUGAACUCCGAUGUCAUCUGUGACUACCCAUUCCAGCAACUAGCAGACUUUCACAAGGCCCACGGUGAUGAAGGAACCAUUGUUGUCACCAAAGUGGACGAACCAUCAAAGUAUGGUGUUGUCGUCCACAAGCCCAACCACCCCUCUCGCAUCGACCGAUUCGUCGAGAAACCGGUCGAGUUCGUCGGCAACCGCAUCAAUGCCGGUAUGUACAUCUUGAACCCGAGUGUACUGAAGCGCAUUGAGCUGCGUCCUACCUCCAUCGAGCAAGAGACCUUCCCCGCCAUCGUCCGGGAUGGCCAACUUCACUCAUUUGAUUUGGAAGGAUUCUGGAUGGACGUUGGUCAGCCAAAGGAUUUCCUUACUGGUACCUGCCUAUAUCUCACCUCUCUCACGAAGCGGAACUCGAAAAUGCUGGCUCCCAGUUCGGAGCCUUACGUGUACGGCGGAAAUGUCAUGGUUGAUCCGUCUGCAAAGAUUGGGAAGAACUGCCGUAUUGGACCUAAUGUUGUCAUUGGCCCCAAUGUUGUGAUUGGCGACGGUGUUCGUCUACAGCGCUGCGUCCUGAUGGAGAACAGCAAGGCUAAGGACCAUUGUUGGAUCAAGUCUACCAUCGUUGGAUGGAACAGCUCCGUCGGCCGAUGGGCACGCCUGGAGAAUGUGACUGUGCUCGGUGAUGAUGUGACGAUUGCCGAUGAGGUCUACGUCAACGGCGGCUCUAUCCUGCCGCACAAGAGCAUCAAACAGAACGUUGAUGUUCCUGCUAUCAUCAUGUAAACGCCGUUUCUGACUUGUCAUAACCCCCUCCCCCCAACCCUCAUCACACCACCUACACACGCCUACGCCGAAACACCUCAGCUGCAUAGAACCGGAGUCGAUUUGCGCCUUCACAACAGUCGAUUUCAAGUAUUCAAAUCCUCCCCGUCGACGUUUACCUCUUCUUCCCAACUCUCUAACCUUCCCCUGGUGCUCGAUUCGCACCUCCAAACACCUUGACGGUGGAACCAAUACGUGCUUGGGAUCGAGCUCCA
Molecule: messenger RNA, 1580 nt
Organism: Aspergillus versicolor CBS 583.65
Lineage: Eukaryota; Fungi; Ascomycota; Eurotiomycetes; Eurotiales; Aspergillaceae
Product: mannose-1-phosphate guanyltransferase
Exons: 3
Coding region: 328-1326 (332 amino acids)
Biological process (GO): cell wall mannoprotein biosynthetic process; GDP-mannose biosynthetic process
Cellular component (GO): cytoplasm
Molecular function (GO): mannose-1-phosphate guanylyltransferase (GTP) activity; GTP binding
Source: RefSeq, a predicted model, not a curated record